AUGGCCUCCCCGGCGCCGGCGUCCCCUGCGGCCGCCGCGGCCCACGCUCCUCCACCGCGCAUCGGGCUCGCGGGCCUCGCCACCAUGGGCCAGAACCUGGCUCUCAACAUCGCCGAGAAGGGGUUCCCGAUCUCCGUCUACAACCGCACCGCCGCCAAGGUGGACUCUACGCUCUCCCGCGCGCGGGACGAGGGCGCGCUGCCGGUGCUGGGCCACCGCGACCCGCGCGGGUUCGUGCUCUCGCUCGCCCGCCCGCGCACCGUCGUGCUCCUCGUCCAGGCGGGCCCCGCCGUCGACGCCACGAUCCAGGCCCUCUCCCCCUACCUCGAGCCCGGCGACGCCAUCGUCGACGGCGGCAACGAGUGGUACCAAAACACGGAGCGCCGCAUCGAGGAGGCCGCGGCGCGCGGGAUCCUGUACCUCGGGAUGGGCGUGUCCGGCGGCGAGGAGGGCGCGCGAUACGGGCCCUCGCUCAUGCCCGGCGGCCACGUCGAUGCCUACAACAACAUCAGGGACAUCCUCGAGAAGGCCGCGGCGCAGACGGAAGAUGGGGCGUGCGUCACCUUCGUUGGGCCCGGUGGUGCCGGCAACUUCGUUAAGAUGGUGCACAACGGGAUCGAGUAUGGCGAUAUGCAGCUCAUCGCUGAGGCAUACGAUGUGCUCCGCAGAGUUGGGGGCCUGUCCAACUCGGAGAUUGCCGAUGUGUUUGCGGAAUGGAACAAGGGCGAGCUCGAGAGCUUCUUGGUUGAGAUCACCGCGGAUAUAUUCACCGUGGCUGACCCAUUGGAUGGGAGCGGCGGGGCCCUGGUUGACAAGAUUCUAGACAAGACUGGGAUGAAGGGGACUGGGAAAUGGACGGUGCAGCAGGCCGCAGAGCUUGCAGUGGCAGCACCCACAAUUGCCGCAUCACUGGAUGGGAGGUACUUGUCAGGGUUGAAGGAUGAACGGGUUGCGGCUGCUGGGGUGCUCGAGGAAGAGGGGAUGCCAGCAGGGCUGUUGGAGACGAUUAAUGUUGAUAAGAAGGUGCUGGUGGAUAGGGUCAGGCAAGCGCUUUACGCCUCGAAGAUUUGCAGCUAUGCACAGGGCAUGAAUCUGCUGCAAGCCAAGAGUGUGGAGAAGGGUUGGAACCUUAACCUUGCAGAGCUUGCCAGGAUUUGGAAGGGCGGAUGCAUUAUCCGUGCGAGUUUUCUUGAUAGGAUCAAGAGGGCGUAUGACAGAAAUCCUGAGCUUGCCAAUUUGAUUGUUGACAGAGAGUUUGCAAGGGAGAUGGUGCAGCGGCAGAAUGCGUGGAGGUGGGUUGUGGCACGGGCGGUGGAGGCUGGCAUUAGCACACCAGGAAUGACUGCUAGCCUUUCGUACUUUGAUACCUACAGAUCAAGUCGAUUGCCUGCAAACCUGAUCCAAGCACAGAGGGAUCUGUUUGGUGCGCACACCUAUGAGCGCAUUGACCGUCCAGGUUCAUUCCACACAGAAUGGAACAAGCUGGCGAGGAGAAGCAAUGGUGCAGCCAUUUGA
This is a messenger RNA of Miscanthus lutarioriparius, 1515 nucleotides long. NCBI's taxonomy places the organism in Eukaryota, Viridiplantae, Streptophyta, Magnoliopsida, Poales, Poaceae. The record is from the annotation of a GenBank genome assembly.